AUGAUAUUAUUCAUUAUCUAUCUAUCUAUCUAUCUAUCUAUCUAUCUAUCUAUCUAUCUAUCUAAUAUUAUUCAUAUCUAUCUAUCUAUCUAUCUAUCUAUCUAUCUAUCUAUCUAUCUGAGAAUUUUAAAUACUACAAGCACAGUCGUUCACCCCAUUUUUUAUCUAUCUAUCUAUCUAUCUAUCUAUCUAUCUAUCUAUCUAUCUAUCUAUCGCGCUAUAGAUGACUAUCACUUUCCCAUUCAAACAUCAGGCAGCAUAGAUGACUAUCACUUUCCCUUUCAUAUAUCAGGCAAUAUAGAUGACUAUCACUUUUUCUACCAUGCAUCAGGCGGUAUAGAUGACUAUCACUUUCCCUUUCAUACAUCAUGCGGUAUAUAUGACUACCACUUUCCCUUUCAUACAUCAGGAAGUAUAUAUGACUAUCUCUUUCGCUUUCAUACAUCAGGCGGUAUAGAUGACUAUCACUUUCCCUUUAAUAUAUCAGGCAAGAUAUAUGACUAUCACUUCCCCUUUCAUACAUCAGGCAGUAUAGAUUACUAUCACUUUCCCUUUCAUGCAUCGGGCUCUAUAGAUGACUAUCACUUUUCCUUUCAUACAUCAGUCACUAAAGAUGACUAUCACUUUCCCUUUCAUACAUCAGGCUGUAUAGAUGACUAUCACUUUCCCUUUAAUAUAUCAGGCAAGAUAUAUGACUAUCACUUUCCCUUUCAUACAUCAGGCAGUAUAGAUUACUAUCACUUUCCCUUUCAUGCAUCGGGCUCUAUAGAUGACUAUCACUUUCCCUUUCAUACAUCAGGCGGUAUAGAUGAGAUUCACUUUCCAUUUCAUACAUCAGGCAGUAUAGAUGACUAUCACUUUCCUUUUCAUACAUCAGGUAGUAUAGAUGACUAUCACUUUCCCUUUCAAACAUCAGGCGGUAUAGAUUACUAUCACUUUCCCUUUCAUACAUCAGGAAGUAUAUAUGAAUAUCACUUUCCCUUUCAUACAUCAUGCUGUAUAGAUGACUAUCACUUUCCCUUUCAUACAUCAGGCAGUAUAUAUGACUAUCACUUUCCCUUUCAUACAUCAGGCAGUAUAGAUGACUAUCACUUUCCCUUUCAUACAUCAUGCGGUAUAUAUGACUAUCACUUUCCCUUUCAUACAUCAGGCAGUAUAUAUGACUAUCACUUUCCCUUUCAUACAUCAGGCAGUAUAGAUGACUAUCACUUUCCCUUUCAUACAUCGGUCGCUAUAGAUGACUAUCACUUUCCCUUUCAUACAUCAGGCGGUACAGAUGCCUAUCACUUUCCCUUUAAUACAUCAUGCGGCGGUAUAGAUGACUAUCACUUUCCCUUUCAUACAUCGUGUUCUAUUGAUGACUCUCACUUUCCCUUUCAUACAUCAGGUGGUAUAGAUGACUAUCACUUUCCCUUUCAUGCAUCGGGCGCUAUAGGUGAGUAUCACUUUCCCUUUCAUGCAUCGGGCGCUAUAGAUGACUAUCACUUUCCCUUUCAUGCAUGGGGCACUAUAGAUGACUAUCACUUUCCCUUUCAUGCAUCGGGCGCUAUAGAUAACUAUCACUUUCCCUUUCAUGCAUGGGGCACUAUAGAUGACUAUCACUUUCACUUUCAUGCAUCGGGCAGUAUAGAUGACUAUAACUUUCCCUUUCAUACAUCGGGCGCUAUAGAUGACUAUCACUUUCCCUUUCAUACAUCAGGCAGUAUAGAUGACUAUCACUUUCCCUUUCAUACAUCAGGAAAUGUCUAUCACUUUCUCUUUCAUACUUCAGGCGGUAUAGAUGACUAUCACUUUCCCUUUCAUGCAUCGGACGCAAUAGAUGACUAUCACUUUCCCUUUCAUACAUCAGGCAGUAUAGAUGACAAUCACUUUCCUUUUUAUAUAUCAGGCAGUAUAGAUGACAAUCACUUUCCCUUUCAUACAUCAGGCGGUAUAGAUGACUAUCACUUUCCCUUUCAUACAUCAGGUGGUAUAGAUGACUAUCACUUUCCCUUUCAUACAUCAGGCGGUACAGAUGACUAUCACUUUCCCUUUCAUGCAUCGGGCCAUGACUAUCACUUUCCCUUUCAUACAUCAGGCAGUAUAGAUGACUAUCACUUUCCCUUUCAUACAUCAGGUAGUAUAGAAGACUAUCACUUUCCCUUUCAUGCAUCAGGCAGUAUAGAUGACUAUCACUUUCCCUUUCAUACAUCAGGCGGUAUAGAUGACUAUCACUUUCCCUUUCAUGCGUCGGGCGCUAUAGAUGACUAUCACUUUCCCUUUCAUGCAGCGGGCGCUAUAGAUGACUAUCACUUUCCCUUAUAUGCAUCGGGCAGUAUAGAUGACUAUCACUAUCCCUUUCAUACAUCAGGUAGCAUAGAUGGCUAUCACUUUCCCUUUCAUACAUCGGGCGCUAUAGAUGACUAUCACUUUCCCUUUCAUACAUCAGGCGGUAUAGAUGACAAUCACUUUCCCUUUCAUACAUCAGGCAGUAUAAAUGAGUAUCACUUUCCUUUUCAUACAUCAGGCAGUAUAGAUGACUAUCACUUUCCCUUUCAUACAUCAGGCGGUAUAGAUGACUAUCACUUUCCCUUUCAUACAUCAGGUAGUAUAGAUGAGUAUCACUUUCCCUUUCAUACAUCAGGUGGUAUAGAUGACUAUCACUUUCCCUUUCAUGCAUCGGGCGCUAUAGGUGACUAUCACUUUCCCUUACAUGCAUGGUGCACUAUAGAUGACUAUCACUUUCCCUUUCAUACAUCAGGCAGUAUAGAUGACUAUCACUUUCCCUUUCAUGCAUCAGGCAGUAUAGAUGACUAUCACUUUCCCUUUCAUACAUCGGGCAGCAUAGAUGACUAUCACUUUCCCUUUCAUACAUCAGGCGGUAUAGAUGACAAUCACUUUCCCUUUCAUACAUCAGGCGGCAGUAUAGAUGACUAUCACUUUCCCUUUCAUACAUCAGGCGGUAUAGAUGACUAUCACUUUCCCUUUCAUGCAUCGGGCGCUAUAGAUGACUAUCACUUUCCCUUUCAUGCAUGGUGCACUAUAUAUGACUAUCACUUUCCCUUUCAUACAUCGGGCGCUAUAGAUGACUAUCACUUUCCCUUUCAUGCAUCGGACGCUAUAGAUGUCUAUCACUUUCCCUUUCAUACAUCAGGCAGUAUAGAUGACUAUCACUUUCCUUUUCAUAUAUCAGGCAGUAUAGAUGACUAUCACUUUCCCUUUCAUACAUCGGGCACUAUAGAUGACUAUCACUUUCCCUUUCAUACAUCAGGCGGCGGUAUAGAUGACUAUCACUUUCCCUUUCAUACAUUGUGUUCUAUUGAUGACUAUCACUUUCCCUUUCAUACAUCAGGUGGUAUAGAUGACUAUCACUUUCCCUUUCAUGCAUCGGGCGCUAUAGAUGACUAUCACUUUCCCUUUCAUACAUCAGGUAGUAUAGAUGACUAUCACUUUCCCUUUCAUACAUCAGGCAGUAUAGAUGACUAUCACUUUCCCUUUCAUGCAUCAGGCAGUAUAGAUGACUAUCACUUUCCCUUUCAUACAUCGGGCAGCAUAGAUGACUAUGACUUUCCCUUUCAUACAUCAGGCAGUAUAGAUGACAAUCACUUUCCCUUUCAUACAUCAGCCAGUAUAGAUGACUAUCACUUUCCUUUUCAUACAUCAGGCAGCGGUAUAGAUGACUAUCACUUUCCCUUUCAUGCAUCGGGCGCUAUAGAUGACUAUCACUUUCCCUUUCAUGCAUCGGGCGCAAUAGAUGAUUAUCACUUUCCCUUUCAUGCAUCGGGCAGUAUAGAUGACUAUCACUUUCCCUUUCAUACAUCGGCCGCUAUAGAUGACUAUCACUUUCCCUUUCAUGCAUCGGGCGCUAUAGAUGACUAUCACUUUUCCUUUCAUACAUCAGUCAGUAAAGAUGCCUAUCACUUUCCCUUUCAUACAUCAGGCUAUGACUAUCACUUUCCCUUUCAUACAUCAGGCUGUAUAGAUGACUAUCACUUUCCCUUUAAUACAUCAGGCAAGAUAUAUGACUAUCACUUUCCCGUUUAUACAUCAGGCAGUAUAAAUUCCUAUCACUUUCCCUUUCAUGCAUCGGGCUCUAUAGAUGACUAUCACUUUCCCUUUCAUACAUCAGGAUGUAUAGAUGACUAUCACUUUCCCUUUCAUGCAUCUGGCUCUAUAGAUGACUAUCACUUUCCCUUUCAUACAUCAGGCAGUAGAGAUGACUAUCACUUUCCCUUUCAUACAUCGGGCGCUAUAGAUGACUAUCACUUUACCUACCAUGCAUCAGACAGUAUAUAUGACUCUCACUUUCCCUUCCAUACAUCAGCCGGUGUAGAUCAUUGGGUUUUAUGUCAUCUAAACUAG
Molecule: messenger RNA, 4341 nt
Organism: Acanthosepion pharaonis
Lineage: Eukaryota; Metazoa; Mollusca; Cephalopoda; Sepiida; Sepiidae
Source: the annotation of a GenBank genome assembly